This is a messenger RNA of Gamsiella multidivaricata, 2477 nucleotides long. RefSeq lists its product as uncharacterized. Gene Ontology annotation, cellular component: plasma membrane. NCBI's taxonomy places the organism in Eukaryota, Fungi, Mortierellomycota, Mortierellomycetes, Mortierellales, Mortierellaceae. The record is from RefSeq and is a predicted model, not a curated record. The transcript is spliced from 9 exons. Bases 284 to 2428 code for a protein of 714 amino acids.
CGUCUAUGUGUCUAUGGCAAAGCAUUCUCUAUCAUCGAUGAGGUGCCCCCCUCAACUUGGAAUGAUCACGUGCAAAUAGGGGCUAUCAGCGUUCUCUGCUCACCCUCCCCUCUUCCCUUUGUUCUGCCACACCGCUUUCGUUUUAUUACAAGGACAACCAGAACGCGCACAUUCAUUCAAAGAGCCCCUCAGCGUAUUCAACUCAGCAAGUGGAUUCAUUCUCGCCAUCUUUUACGAGCAUCAACGGGACUCAGCUCCUCAUCCUUGACACGCACAGUCACCCAUGAUGAGGAUAGUCGCAAGCACAACAGUCUUGGCGCUCACGUUCGCUAUCGGAUCAACCUUUGCCAGAAAGUACCCCACUAGUGGACUUUAUAACGUUGACUCAAAUGUGAACCUCAAAGAUAUCCAGGGCACUGUUGCAGCGUUUGCGGACUUCAAUGGAGACAAAUACACGGACAUCAUCACCCUGAAGGAUGACCAAACUUCGUUCAGCGUAUAUCUCUGGGAUCAUGCCACAUGGUCCUUCAUUUUGUUCCCGUCGGCAACGGUCGUUAUUGCCCAGACACCGCAGCCAUUCAUCAUCACCAAUAUUGUUCCAGGGGACUUCAACCACGAUGGCAAACUUGAUCUCUUAGUUAUGGGCCAGGCAGAUCCCGUGCACAAUCCCAAUGGAGAACUGAUGAUGCGGGUAUAUUUAGGCGACAUUGACAGUGGAUGGGAUCCCAAUUUCAUCACAGUUCCGUCUGCAACCCCUCACCAGCCCAUGGCGUUCGACUAUAAUGGUGAUAUGCUGACGGACUUACUGGGAUAUGCCUUUGAGGGAUAUCAGGCAGGAGCCAGUUCAUUGUCUGUUUGGAAGAACGUGUACUCCCAAGCAACACCAGGAAAGAUCUUUGAAGUGGCACCAAUGAAUUUCACGGGCGAACCUGGACCAGCAUGCACGCUCUCUGAUCCGCACUCUAGCGCCUUUGUUGACAUCAAUGGAGAUUGUUUAGCAGAUAUCUUCCUAACAUGUUACGAUGCUGUCAAGGAUCAGCACAGCUAUGUGAUUUAUGUGAACAAUAAAGACCAGGGCUUUUCAUUCGGCGCGAGUGGACUAUUGCCCGCAGGAUCAGGACAGGUCGCAUUUGCAGACAUUGAUGGCGAUGGAGCAGUCGAUCUCGUGGUGCCUGCCUGCGAUACCAAAGGCCUUUGCUCCAUUUACGUGUACUACAACCAGCAAGUCCCAUUAUGCACAUCCAAGGGCCAGAAGGAGUGUCGUCAAGUCACGAAUCUUUGUGUGGCGGAUCCAAAUUUCAAGUUCAAUGUUGAUCCAGAUCACAAUACAGAUCCAGGGGCACUUGUGCGAUUCCCGCUGAGCGACGUGCUGCCUGAGGGGCAACAGUUGCUUCUGACGGACCCUGGAUUCAAGGGCAAACUUCCAGUGGCGGUUCAUGUGGGUGAUUACAAUCUGGACGGAUACCCUGAUCUGUUGGUUGUCAGUGGCACAGCAGGAGAUAGCAAUCAGCCCGCGAGUGCAACACUCUUGCAGUCAGUCCUGUGCUCGAGUGACGAUAGCGUAUGCAUGCCUUCAGCUGUCGCCGCCAAACGACGGACCUUUGUUAAGGUCACAGAGGGAGCGGAUGCGCUGAAUUCCGUGCAGGACGUCCGCGCUGCCGCGUUCCUUGAUCUCGAUGAGGACGGCACUGUGGAUAUUAUGUUGCUCAGGAGCGUGACUGGACAACAGGCGGCAGGAAGGGCUAUCACCAUGAUCCACAACAACUACUUCAACGACGCCUUCUUUUUGAAGACCCUUGCCUCUAACGGUGUUAGCCCAACUUGGAGCGGCCAAUACGAUACGAAGCCCGCCAAGGCUGGGGCCAAACCCUUUGGAGUCAACUAUCCAGGCGCGACGUUUAAGUUUACAGUACUUGACACUUCUGGCAAGAAGCGAGCGAACCAGGUGGCUCAGUACCCAUUCUCGACCUAUUUGGGUCUCUCGCUGCCAUACUCGCUUUUUGGAUUGGGUCGAACCAACAACUACGUGGAAGAGCUGUUUGUGGGUGUGACCAGAAACCAGCCUGAGCAUUACACGACCUACGCAGGUGUCAUUCCAAACUCACAGCUGAUCAUUAUUCCGUACCAGGCGGAGGACGAGUCGCGUCCUCCUCAGCAACCGGAUACAGAUGCAUAUGGCUUGGCUCCCGGAGAGCAGCUCGGGGAGAAUGUGUCAUCGACCUUUGCAGAGAAGAAAGGUGGACCAGACGAGUGGACACUGGAGCUGUAUGUCCGGCCAGGAGACUAUGUUCCCUGGGUGUUUGUUGUCCUCGCAACCACUAUUGCGAUGCUGGCAGGCGUUGUCCUUGGACUCAAUUGGAUGGAGAAGCGUGAAGACGAACGAGAGCGGAAAAAGGCACUGCACAUCAUCAACUUUGAUGCCCUGUAAAUACAUCUUGGCCAUAGCUUUUAUCACAUUCAAUAAGACUAACAAUUCG